Molecule: messenger RNA, 1410 nt
Organism: Stylonychia lemnae
Lineage: Eukaryota; Ciliophora; Spirotrichea; Sporadotrichida; Oxytrichidae
Source: the annotation of a GenBank genome assembly
AUGCAAUCUAAAGUAUCAAGAAUAGUAUGCAUUGGAGGUGGACAUUGCAAUGUUCAAGUGAUGAAAAUGCUUAAGCAGGUAAUGCCUGGGAGUGCUAAGAUGACUCUUUUGACAGAAGCUCCAAAUGCUUACUACUCUGGAAUGCUUCCCGGAGCUAUUUCUCAUCUAUACAAAGAUGAAGACAUCUAAAUUCAAUUAAAACCUCUUGCUCAUUGGUGCAAGGCUGAUUACAUUGAAAGAAGAGUUCAUGCUAUUAAUGCUAAUGAGAACAGAAUCAUUCUCGAGGGUGAUGGAGAGGUCUAAUAUGACUAUCUUGCCGUGAAUGUCGGUUCAAGAACCAGGGGUGCAAAUGAGACUAAAGGAGUAAAAGAACACUCUUUAUCCACUAGACCGAUUAAUGAUCUACUUGGAAAAAUUGAACAUAAAGAAGCUCAGCUAAUCCGAGAUAACAUUAUCCCUGAGGUUGUUGUUUGUGGUGGAGGAGCUGCUGGUAUUGAAAUGGCAUUUGGCUUUAAGAGAAGAUGGUCUGAUCUUUUUAAACAAGAAAUCCACGUCUCCAUUAUCUCUGCUGAUCCGACAGUACUUUAUGGCUCAGAUGAAUCCUUAAGAACUGAGAUUAACAGAAAAUUCAAAGAAAAAAAUAUUGAUCUCUAUAUAAACGGGAAGGUAUAAGAGAUUAACGAAAAUUGUGUAAUUUUGGCUGAUGGAAGAGUGAUUCCUUGUAAUGUCGCUGUUUGGGCUACAGGUGCGGAACCUCAAAAAAUGAUUGGCAGAUCAAACUUAGACAUCCUGAAUGGGUACAUUAGAGUUAAUGAUAAUAUGCAGUCUACUUCUCACCCAAAUAUAUUUGGAGGAGGUGAUUGUGUGACAAUGCAAACUUUUGCUGAAAAAAGAUUCCCUCCCAAAGCAGGAGUUUAUGCAGUGAGAGCUGGUCCUUAUAUAGCUUAAAAUUUAGCAAAUUCUAUUAACGGAGUCCCUUUAACAACUUAUGUCCCGUAAUCUGGAUUUCUUGCCUUAUUAAUGACAGGAGACGGUAAAGCAAUUGGAAGUAAGUUUGGAAUAGCAUUUGCUGGCAAGUGGGUUUGGAAUAUGAAAGACUACAUCGAUAGAAGCUUCAUGAAACUAUUUAAUCCCAAUUAUCUCUUCAAAGAUUUCUAGACAAGAGGAUAUGAAGAGCCAUUAGAAAACAAUGAGCUCUUUGAGAAUGAGAAGUCAGAUGAAAAAUAGGUUACAGAUAAAAUAAGGGAAAGAAUUAAUGCCUUAAAUUCAAAGGACAGCGCAGUCACUUUGUUAGCUGGUGAAGAUCAUGAAGAGUUCUUUGAGCAAUUAUUCGUUUUAGAUAGAAUGGCUAGAGAUGAGCAUUUCUGCAAUGAAGUUGUCGACAAUUUUAGAUAACUCAAAAAUAAAUGA